Molecule: messenger RNA, 99 nt
Organism: Spirodela intermedia
Lineage: Eukaryota; Viridiplantae; Streptophyta; Magnoliopsida; Alismatales; Araceae
Source: the annotation of a GenBank genome assembly
AUGCAGAGGAACCACCGCCGGAGGAGAUCGCCGGAACUUCUUCUGCCUUCCUCUCUGCCAGCAAAUCAAACAGUUCGUUGUGGGCCGGAGUUUUUAUAG